This is a messenger RNA of Postia placenta MAD-698-R-SB12, 1650 nucleotides long. RefSeq lists its product as hypothetical. Bases 1 to 1650 code for a protein of 549 amino acids. Gene Ontology annotation, biological process: actin cytoskeleton organization. Gene Ontology annotation, molecular function: actin binding. The record is from RefSeq and is a predicted model, not a curated record. Lineage: Eukaryota; Fungi; Basidiomycota; Agaricomycetes; Polyporales; Adustoporiaceae. The transcript is spliced from 3 exons.
AUGCUCGAGCCGAUCCCGAAUGCGCCCGGCGUACGCAGCGGCGGCCUGAAGGGCCGCCUUCGUCGCGCGCUGUCGCUCGGCGCGGGCGCGACGCUGCACGAAGAGGAUGAGGACGACGACGUGCCCCCCAAGAGCGGCGCCCGUACCCCCCAGGUGGCGUCGGGCGCCGGCAGCGUGCUUGCGGACGACACCGAGUCGACGGCGACGGUGCAGAAGAAGAAGUCGCGCUCGCUGUUCAACUCGCGGCUGAACCGCUCGACGGACAACAUCUCGCUGUCGUCGACGAUGUCGUCCGCGUCGAUGGUGAUCCGCAAGCUGGGCUCGAUCGGGAAGCUCACGCGGCGCAACUCGCUCGCGGGCAUCACGUCGCUGUUCAAGGACAAGAAGGACAAGGAGGACGAGGAGGACCGGGGCGGGAAGAAGGGCAAGAAAAAGAAGGGCGAGAAGGGCGCCGCCGUCGACCCCAGCAUAUCGCAUGCGACGGCGGAGCCUGACCGCUCGGACUGGACUGCGAGCGCGGACCUUGCCGGCCUGAGUCCCGCUGCGAGGCUUGCGCGGCAGCACACCCUCAAGAGUAAUGCGGAGGCCGCCGCAAAGGCGAAGGCAGAGGCAGAGGCGCGCGCCGCCGCUGCCGCUGCCGCAGCGGCGCAGGAGAACGGAUCGGACGCAAAUGCAGUGCCGAGCACUUGGGAGAAGAACACCACGACGCGGCAAGGCGAGGCUGCGCCUAACAAGCUCAUGUCAAAUCGCGCAUUCAACGAGAACGGUAUGCGGGUCCAUCCGCAUAACUACAGUAUGGACGGCUGGGACGACGAUGACGACUGGGGCGAGGCGCAUGAGGACGAGGAUGUGACGAUCCGCCAGGACUUUGAGGGCACGACGCUCGACGACGGGGAGAUGGAGCCGUGGGCGGUCAACGUGCGGCGGAGCGUCGAGAAGGCGCGCCGGCCAACGAAGGGCAUCCUGAAAAACGGCUCGGCCUACGACCAGGACGCGAUCCUGCGCCCGAACCCCGCGUUCACGCGGGUGCGCUCAAAUUCGUACGACUCGGCGCCCGCGCAUGGCCACGAGCUCGGCCCGCUCGCGCACAUGCCGUCGUCCGACCCGGACCACAUCGACGGCUUGCACAAGCACGGGCACGGGCACGGGCAGGGGGGCAGCGGCGCGAAUGGGCACGCGGCGCCCGCGGGCGGCGCGUUCAUUCCCCCGCUCUCCUUCGACGGCAACGGGCUCACACUCGACUCGCCGAAGGACACGUCCGAUGCGAGCAGCGUGCACUCCUCGGUGCCUGAGAAGAGCCUCUUCAACCACCCCAACUCGUCGGCGCCCGCGCUAUCUACGAUGUUCUCGCCGAACCCGCCCACGCUUUCCCAGCGUUCGGCGACGGCUCCCACGAAGCGGCUCGCCUUCGCGUCCAACCUGUCCGUAUAUGACACUUUCCCCGCCACGGUCUACGAUCGGCGAAGCGAGCCGGCGACGUGGAGUCGUUUGACCCCCGCGUUGGCGCAGCGCAUAAAGGAAGAGCUCAAUUCUUACAAGAUGGAGGAAAUGGAGGUGCACGCGGCCAGUCGCGUACAGUACGUCCACGCUCUCCGUCGUGCCGCGCUGCUUGUACUGAUCUCCCCGCGCAGCACGCAAUUCUUCGUCUAG